GCACUCUCGUCCCCAGGCAUUGCAAUCCCGCGGCCACUGCUCAGUUAGGUGCGCGUCCCUAGUGCCUUCAGUCAGUCGGCCAGCAACACUGAGUAGGUGCACGCUACCAGUCUCUUCAGUCAGUCUCCCAGCCCCACUGAAUCCAUCAUGUCACUUGCCAGCGGCCACAAAGUUGUUCCUCUGGAGGGGGAGGAGCUGGCCAAGCAGAAGAAGGACUUUAUUGGCCAUAAAAGUGGUCUCGUCCGCCUCAAUCCCGAGAGAUGGCUCUUCACGACUGCUUUCUUGAAGUAUGGUGACAAAUAUUACAACUUUAAGUUCGAGCCUAACGACGUGCUCUUGAUGACGUGGCCCAAGUGUGGCACGACGUGGAUGCAGGAGAUCGUGUGGACGAUGAGGAACAACCCCGACCUUGGCCAUGCACUAGCUUCCCUGUCCACCAUGGCCCGCUCUCCUUUUAUCGAAAUGGACUUUUUUCUUGACGAUCUCGUUGACUUUGAAAAUGUGGCUGAAUCUCCCUUGUUGAAGAAUUUCGAUAUAGCGUGUCCCGGGAGGAACCCGAGGGAUGGAAUUAUGCUCCAGAUGGCCGAGCUGGCGUCUCCGCCCCGCACCUUAAAGACCCACCUGCCGCUCUCUCUGUUCGCGCCCUCGCUUCUUGAGACUACUAAGGUGGUGUACGUGGCCAGGAACCCCAAGGACGUGGUGGUCUCCUUCCACCACCACUCACGAAUGAUCAAGGUGCACGGAUACGUGGGAUCCUUUCCUGAUUUUGUCCAGUACUUUGUGGACGACAACUUGGCGUACGGGCCGUACUGGCUUCACCUGAAGGAAGCGUGGGAGAAGCGACACCACCCCAACCUGCACUUCGUCUUCUACGAGGACCUCAAGGAGGACAUUAUGGGAGAACUAAGGAAGCUCAAUGACUUCCUCGGCACUGAACUAACCGACAAUCAGCUCAAUAACGUGGCGAAACAUUCCAGCUUCAGCGAGAUGAAAGCUAGAGAUGCAAUGGGGUUAGACAAAGAUGAAACCCUUUGUGACCAAAAAGUGAUCAGUAAAGAAGGAGGCUUCUUCAGGAAAGGAGAGACUGGAAGCUGGAAGGCAAAACUCACGCCAGAGCUGGAGGAUAAAGUUGACAAGUGGAUUACCCGCCACCUAAACGACUUCGGAAUCAACUUUAAAUAUUGCCUGUGAGCGACAUGACCCCUUACGGCGCUGACCACGUAGCUAAGGUCAGCGGCCAGAUGCUGCGACGCGGCUACUGCUCUCACUAUCACCAUUCUCAAUGCUCACUUGAUACACAUUUUAAAUUAAGAUUUCACUUAUUUAAAAAAAAAUAAUAAAUUUGAAAGGCAAAAUUUUAAAUGUCCCUCUGUAACCCUUUCCACUACCGCCCACAAGAUGGGUAUGAGGUGCAUAAUAAAUGAACUAAACUAACUAAAUAGUAUAUAUAUAUUAAACAUGCAACAAAUCGCAUGAAAUAUAUUAGGUACUGUUUAUGUUGGAUAUGAUGUUAUGAUACAUGAUUCAGCAUAGCGUUGCCUGAAACGCUAUAUAGAAUUAUGUAAUCCAGAAUUAAUCGUAACAUUUUGUUAGUGUUCACCAAAAAACAUUGUCAUUUUCUCUUAAAAAAUCAAAGAAAAUCGUAAAUAAUUUAAGAUAACCUAAUAACAAAAUGGAAAAAAAUGUUUUAAAACAUUACAUUUUCGUAAUAUUUUAGUAAAUGAUAAUACCACUUGUUUUAAAAAAAAAUAAUUAAUAACUUUUAUGUAUAACAUGGUUUAUCUUUUUUUAUGCAAUAGCCAGAUAAGUGUAAAAAUCAUGAUAAUUAUUGGCAUUUUUUUAUGAUCAAAACCAAAUUCACCAAUUUGCAAAUUGGAAAAAAAAAUAAAUAAACCGUUUUCUAAGAGCUUGGGUGUA
Molecule: messenger RNA, 1917 nt
Organism: Procambarus clarkii (red swamp crayfish)
Lineage: Eukaryota; Metazoa; Arthropoda; Malacostraca; Decapoda; Cambaridae
Product: sulfotransferase 1E1
Biological process (GO): sulfation
Cellular component (GO): cytoplasm
Molecular function (GO): sulfotransferase activity
Source: RefSeq, a predicted model, not a curated record